Molecule: messenger RNA, 3884 nt
Organism: Pyrus x bretschneideri (Chinese white pear)
Lineage: Eukaryota; Viridiplantae; Streptophyta; Magnoliopsida; Rosales; Rosaceae
Product: TMV resistance protein N
Biological process (GO): signal transduction; defense response
Molecular function (GO): ADP binding
Source: RefSeq, a predicted model, not a curated record
UCGGUGUACCUAAGCACUGAUUGGACUUGACGACAUACAGACAGACUUGUAGCAAGUACACAGAGACGAAGUGUUUCCUUUUCUCUGAAGGACCUUCAGCCCCUCUCAUGCCCAAUCUGACUUGGUUUUCUACAUACACCCAGUUGGCUUGUAUUCAAUGGCAUCGAGCACCCAACGAGCCACUUCAUCUCUUCCUUCAGCCCUUGAAUGGAAGUACGAUGUCUUUUUGAGUUUUAACGGUGAGACGCGGUUAGGUUUCACCGCCCAUCUACUUAAGGAAUUGGAAGAACAAGGAAUCACAAGAACUUUCUUUGAUGAGAAAGAUCUUGAACAAGGAAGGAAAGUUUCUCAACUCUUCCCGGCAAUUGAAAAGUCGAGGCUUGCCAUCGUUGUCAUCUCUCCAAAGUACGCUUCUUCAAAAUGGUGCCUGAACGAACUCGUAAAGAUUCUUGAAUGCAUGGAAGAGAGAGGGGCAGUUAUACCAGUUUUCUACAAAGUGGAACCCUGCGAUGUUGGAGAUAGGUCUGGGAGUUUCGGGAACGGCUUCACUGAACGCGCAGAGAAGCAUAAGGAUGACAAAGAGAUGGUGGAACGAUGGAAAGCUGCCUUAACAAAAGUGGCAAAAAUCAAAGGGUGUACUUCAAAGAAUAGAGUAGAACCAGAGCUCAUCCAAAAAAUUGUUGAAAAUGUACGGAAUGAAGUAGGACCUUUAUCAUUGGAGCCUGCAGAAAAGCUAGUUGACAUUGAUUCGAAGCUGAAGGAACUUGAUGUGCUUUUAGAACUAGAGUCAAAUGAUGUUCUCUUUAUAGGAAUAUGGGGGAUGAGUGGGAUAGGUAAGACAACCCUUGCCAAAGCAUGUUAUGAGAGGAUUCGUCAUAAAUUUCAAGCCAAAAGCUUUCAUGACGGAGUUAGAGAGGAUUCUAAGGCACACAGUAUGGCCGGUGUACAGAGGAAGCUUUCCAAUAGCCUUAUGAAAAGAAAUAUACAAGACUGGGAUGCCGGUGAAGCUGCCAGAUGGAGAAGUUUCUUACUCGAGAAAAAGGUUCUCAUCAUUCUUGAUGACGUGGACGAUAGUAACCAGUUAAGAGAGCUAUGUGAAAAGCCAGCUUGGUUUGGUCAGGGGAGUAGAAUCAUUAUUACAACUAGAGAUGAACGCUUGCUAAUUUCUCAUGGUGUAAAAAAAGUAUUUGAGGUGCCGGAGCUGAGUAAAGUUGAUGCUCUUAAACUUUUUAGCUUGAGAGCCUUCCGUAGAGAGAAUCCGCCUGAAAGUUAUAAGGCUCUGUCUGACAGUUUUGUGGACUAUGCCAGUGGCCUUCCAUUAGCUCUUGAAGUCUUGGGGUCUUUUUUGUAUGGAAGAGAUCUAGAUGCAUGGAGCAGUCAAUCGCGUAAACUAGAGGGUGAUUUCACAUUGGAUGAAAAAAUUAUGAAGAUUCUUAUAACAGGUUACGAGGGAUUAGAUCCGCAAGGGAGAGAGAUUUUCCUUGACAUCGCAUGUUUCUUUAAAGGAGAGGACAAAGAUCGAGUAUCUGAAAUACUUGAUAGUUGUGGUUUUAAUCCAGGUAUUGACAUAAAUGUCCUUAUGGAGAAGUCUCUGAUAACAAUUUCAGACAACAGGGUGUGGAUGCAUGAUUUGUUACAAAAAAUGGGUCAAACAAUUGUUGCUCAACAAUCUAAACAACCUGGUGGACGAAGCAGAUUAUGGCUUUCUAAGGACAUCUUUCAUGUUUUGAAGGAAAAAACGGGGACACCGACGGUUGAAGGCCUUGUCCUAGACUUGCUUGAAUCAAAAGAGGUCAAAUGCCAUCCUGAAGCUUUUUCUCAGAUGGUUAAUCUUAGAUUGCUCAAAGUCCAUAACGUGUGCCUUCCUGAAGGCCUCAACAGUCUCCCUAAUUCCUUGAGAUUUCUUGAAUGGAUAGGUUAUCCUCUACAAUAUCUCCCAUCAGGAUUCGACCCGGAAGAGCUUGUUGAACUUAGUAUGUGUCAUAGUAGAAUUAAACAGCUCUGGAAUGACAAAAAGACAUUACAGAGUCUUGGCAAUUUGAAAAUCAUGAAAGUUAGUCAUUCCAAAAGUUUGACUAGAACCCCUGAUUUUGAAGGGAUUCCUAAUCUUGAGAGAUUAGAUCUUGAGGGAUGCGAAAGUCUAGUUGAGAUUCACUUUUCCAUAGGAACUCUCAAAAAGCUUUCUUUCUUGACUCUUAAAGAUUGCAAAAGUCUCGAGCUUCUUCCGGAUGAGAUUGAAAUGGAGCACCUUGAAGUUCUAGUUCUUUCUGGCUGCUCUAGCGUUAAAAAGAUACCGAAUUUUGUGGAACCCUAUGGAGCAUUUAUGGAAGCUUUCUUUAGAUGGGACGGUAUUGAAUGUAUACCUUCAUCAAUUGAACAUCUAACCAGCCUUUCUUUGUUGGACUUGAGAGAUUGCAAAAAUCUGAAAUGUCUUCCUAGUGCCAUUGGAAAUUUGAGGGCUAUUAAAAGUCUUGAUGUUUCUGGAUGCUCAAAUCUUGCCACAUUGCCAGAAAGCCUCGGGAAAUUAGAGUUUGUGGAGAAGAUUAAUUUAAGUGGAACUGCUAUAAAAGAAUUCCCAUCUUCCAUUGCCCUUCUGAAAAACCUUAAAGCAUUGAUUUUUCGUGGAAUGGAAGGGCCAUCACUACGACCAUGGUGUACGUCGCUCCCUUUUAGAUUAAUGCCAACAGGGAGCCUUCAUCAUUUCUUGCCUUCUCUAUCAGGCCUUUGUUCCUUAAUGGAAUUAGACUUAAGUGGUCACAAUCUUUGUGAAGGAGCCAUCCCCAAUGAUAUUGGCUGCUUAUCGUCUUUGGUAUCAUUGAACUUAAGUGGAAACGAUUUUGUUAAUCUUCCUACAAGCAUUAGCCAACUCACUAAGCUAGAGAAUUUAUACUUGAGUCGUUGCAGUAGGCUUCAACACCUUCCAGUUCUUUCGUCAGAUGUGGAUUUACAAGUAACUGCAGAUGGUUGUACUAAACUGGAAAUGCUGGAAUGUCCCUCAAAUUUGGGCAAAUUGAAUUCAUCAUGCUUCAAUUUCAUCAAUUGCUUUGGAAUGCUCGAGAAAGAAUGCUACAAUCAUAUUACAUUUACCAUGCUCCAAAGAUAUCUUAAGGGAGUCCCUUAUGCAGGAGACAGAUAUGAAAUUGUGAUGCCUGGAAAGGAAAUUCCUGGGUGGUUCACUCAUCAAAGGCUGGGAACUGAAGUAAGCGUCGACCUAACUCCGCAAUGGCGUGAUAACAAGUGGAUGGGAUAUGCUCUGUGCGCUGUAUUUGAAGUUUAUGGGAGCGGAUGGGAGCUCUCUGGUGUUUUGGAAGUCAAUGGAAAGGAAGAGUACCCUGCGCCUCUACUAUCUUCGGAUGUCCAGCCCGAGUCAGAUCAUAUUUGGCUACUCUAUGUGUCUCGUGGUAUAAGCUUUGGUACAGAGUGGCAAAACAGUUGCAAUAAGUUAAAUUUUCAUUUCAAAAGCUCAGGGCCCUGCUUGGUGAAGAGUUGCGGCACUCGUUUGGUGUACGAGAGCGAUGUGGAAGAGUUGGACGACAUAGGGACCCAAUCCAGUAGCAAACGGAGAAGGACCUGGUGAAAGUGGUAGAUUGAGGGGUGUACGUUGGCCGGCUUCGCCAAUGUGUUUGGGUUCCCUCAUUUGUAAUGGCAAAGCAACGAAGAUGGAGUAUGGUCGCCUAAAGUCUAACCACGCAACAUCAAACAAGUCAAAUCACAAAUCGACAAUUGAAUCCUGGUUUGCCAAUCAACGAGUUUUUGUUUUUUAUUUAAACACCACCGUUGUCCAAGUAAAUGCACCGUUAAUAAGCAAACCAAAUUUUUUGGUUAUGUAAUAAAAAGACGGCAAUAGACAUAUCAAAUUCAUGCCAAAAGAAUUGGAAGUGGAA